Blastomyces dermatitidis ER-3 is the source of this 3000-nucleotide messenger RNA. RefSeq lists its product as uncharacterized. The transcript has 2 exons. The coding region runs from base 725 to 2155 and encodes 476 amino acids. NCBI's taxonomy places the organism in Eukaryota, Fungi, Ascomycota, Eurotiomycetes, Onygenales, Ajellomycetaceae. The record is from RefSeq and is a predicted model, not a curated record.
CCAAGCUCCCUGUGCCUUCAUUUGGAAUUUGGAGGAGUGAGCUUUCAGCCCUAGCACUUUGGGCAAACAACCACGCACUGCGUCAUCAAGCGCCCGUUUCCUCUUUGGGCCCAGCCUCAUCGUCUCUCAUCUCCUCACCAACGUCUCGUCUCCCCGUCUUUAUCUCUAUCCUCGACUUCAAGUUCUUCAACACUCCCUUUUCAUCAAUCCGGUCUUCUUUCUCUUCUCCUUGUCUCCUUUGUUUAGAUCUUCUACCAGGGUGGUGGUUCCGUACCCUUAUAGCUCUUGAAAUGCAUAGUCCCGAUUGAUAUCCUCACCUGUGCUCCACCCCCAACCUGCUUGUUAUUAUCAGCUGAGAAACAACACGGGACCUCCGGUGUACAUCUGGCGUCUGGUUUCCCUCUCUUUCUACAGAUUAUAUUACUACUAUCAACCAUACAAUCCCCUCUUGUUUAACGGCUAUUUUCUUUGUUAUUGGCUCCCCUUUAUUGUCCUCUACCCGUUAUAAACGUCACUUAAUUGUCUGUGCACCGCUAUAUCUUGCCCUUGGGUUACGGGCAUAUACAUAUCUCCUCCCCGUCCGCCCACCGCCCCUUCGAUUCUGCCCACGUAGUCAGAUCAGAAGCCGUUAUUUAAACUUUAGUGUCAAGAGUCUUACCAAGUGGUGGCACAUUCUUAACUGGGUCCCUCUGGUUUCUCGACUUGUCUCAACUCCUUUUGUUGCAUGAUCCCACAUCAGCCGGCCCAAGGACACAGCAUGCAGCCAAACCACCUUGAGCCUCACCGGCCUGUUUCCGACGGGAACCAGGAACGUAUAAUGCAUGGCGCCAGAGAUGCUGUCACGGCCCCUCCCCCACGAGAAACUGUUAUUCAAUCACGAAAUACAUCUGGUGGACGACAUAACAGAUCAGAGGACUCCUGGAUAGAAGUGGCGUCUCAACCGUCAUCCUCCUCCCUGUCGUCUGUCACCGCAAACGAUGAUAUUAUCACAACAGGGCUUCGGGUACGGCAACGCCGUCACCAUAGGAUCCAACGCCACACUUCUGCAUCCGAUAAUUUUAACAUCCAUUACUCGCGUCGGUCACCUAGUGUUCCGGGAAGUAGUCAAGACGAAUAUGAAGAGAGUGAGAGCGAGUCAGAUCGUGUGCUAAGCAGUUCUAACGAAGAUAUCGCUGCUCGAAGUCGUGGAAAUGUGGUACUUAUUCGUGGGAAUUCGUCCGCGUCUGAGGCUACGAUUUCUAGCGAUGAAGAUGAUAACUCUACCGCUCUUGGACUGAACUCGAACCCACCGGCCUUCACUCCACAGCCAAAUGCAUUCUCGCACCCUCCCGCUUCGCAAACCCAACGACCAAGACAGUCCCACUUUGUUACAAACCCAGCAUCAACACGUUCAAGCUACAGGCCGGGAACAAGAAGAAACUCGCGCUCCAGUAUACACUCUGCGCGACACCGCCAACAACAGCAUUCCCCUUACAAUAUGAUAUCUCCGUCAUACCAAGCUGAUAACGACGCUGCUCUUCGCGCAAGCCUUUCCACACUUCUAUCAUGCGCGGCCGCAGCCCGUGGCUUGCCCAAACAUGACACCCAGCCUCCAACAGCCGAGAGACCUGAACCUGCUGCCUUCCGAUUAGUUCCCGAAUCUGUUGCUCUGGGAGAAGACCCCAGUCAAGAACGUGCCAGGGAAACAGUCCCUACGUUUAAUAACAUCGCAGGACAACAGAGUCGCACUCCACGCUCCGCGUCCUCCAAACGUGCCGCAUCGCCUAAUUCAGCCCACAAAGCAAGACGAAAACCAAGCCCAUCUCGCAAUCACUCUCCAUCCUCAAAGCGAUCACGCCGUGUCUCUAUGUCCCAGUAUUCAUCGAUCAUCACUCCCACCGUUAUGACGUGGGUCAUCAGCGCUGGUGUGGUUGUUUUGUUCUCUGCCAUUAGUUUCUCUGCUGGCUACGUUCUUGGGCGAGAAGUGGGCCACACUGAAACUGCACAUGGACUUGGGAGUAAUGGGCUUGGUGGGUUCCUCAAUGGGAGUAGCUCAGCGGAUGAUCAAGUAUCCGGUAUCAGGGCCGGUGCUGGGUGUGGGAAGGAAGCGGUCAAAGGCGGAUUGAGAAGACUUCGGUGGGUUGGAGGUAGCGCAGGGUCCAGCAUCAGUGCUUAAAAGACGUUAAAAUGUCUGCCCGACCAAACAUCGAGUAAAAAAAGACUUACCGCUCGCAAGAACGAUCGAGUUUUUCACAACACCACUCUACCAAUCCAACUUAACCAUAGUUUUCGCCAACACCCAUCUAAAUUUACGGACCGCAGUCCCCUGCUGACGACAAUAACGAUAUCUGUCCGAGAUAACGACCAUAGAGACAGGAGAUAGACUGGUUUCGAGUUUUCUAUUGCUGUUCGACGGCCACUGCAGAUGGACCGCAUACUUGGGAGUCAUUACUUUUUUAAUCUCAAAUUUGGGAGGAGGAGGUUGUUGUUGUUUCCUAGUAUCCCUUCAGGCGUUCGUCUCGUGUUUCUUUGUUGGUUUCCAAGUUAUUCAUUUCCUUUGUUACAGUGUUUCCUUUCUUCGUGGGGCUUAGUUUUAUGUUAUGAUGUGACGUUUGCUCCUCUUUUACCUUCUUUCGCCUAUUCCAAUCCCUUCUCUCAUCUUCUAUUCCCACUCUAUACUUCCGUUCUUCAUUCCCCAUCCUUCUCAAUUCUCUUAAUUCUUGCGUCUUUGCGAGCAUUGCACCACAUUUGCAUAGUUAAUGUUUACAUGGUGUUAUCCAUUUCAUUUUUAUUUUCAUCUAAAUGUCAGGAAAAAAUGCACAUAACUGAGCGAACGUCAAUGCCUGGCUUUUAAUACAUAUGCUCUUACGAAUAUAACUUAAUUUAUAUCCUACUUUCCCGGACCCUCCCCAUCCCUAGUUUUCUGAAUCAUCGGGCCUAUAUUUGAAGCUCUACAGGGAGGGUUUGAGCAUCGGUUUGGUAGCAACGUAGCGAGAAUAGACCCAGAUUAUCCCAAAUGGC